AUGUCGUGCGCGCAUAACCACGGGCAGCGCCCGACGCCGUACCCGGUCGAGAACCUCAAGGUUGGGAAUAAGUGGAUCAAGAGCCUGACCCAAAACCGCCUGGGCACCUUCACCGGCGGCUUCUUCGCCGACGUCAACCUCUACUCCAAGCUCUACGCCCUCCGCACCGACGCCUCCUCCGCCAUCUCCAUGACAGUCUGGUCCGCGCCCGGCCUCACAAAGCCCUCCUUCGCCGAAGCGAUGAAGCAAUCUUUCCGCUCAGUUCAUAAAGGAGAGAGCUUCGGACCGAGCUGGACGAACCAUUGGUUUAAAGUUCAUCUGGAGGUGCCGGGGGAGUUUGAGAAGUAUGAGGUCGUGCAGUUCGAGUUUGAUCCGGGGUGCGAGGGGAUGGUGUUUACGAGCGAUGGGACGCCGCUUCAAGGACUCACUGGAGGGUCUGGUGGCGACAGACGCGUGGAGUGGAUUUUGCCGAAGGAGGCGAGGGAGGAGGGGAAGGUGGAUAUCGUUAUCGAGGUUUCGUGCAACGGGAUGUUCGGCGUGCCGUGGAACGGCGACACGAUCAUGCCGCCGGACAACAACCGCUAUUUCACGCUCGCCUCGGCCGACCUCGUCGCGCCCAACCCAACCGCCUGGGCCCUCAUGCUCGACUUCGACGCGCUCAAACAGCUCGCGGACUCGCUCCCCGGCAACACCGCUUUACAAAACAAGGCGAUCGUCACGGCGAACGAGAUCAUGAAUGUCUUCAAGACGGGCGACGAGAGCACGAUGGUGGAGGCGCGGAAGCGGGCGGAGGAGGUGUUUGGGGUCGGGUGGGAGAGUAAGGGCGCGGGGGUGUAUGAGGAGGGGGCGAAGGAGGCGGAGGUGGUGGGGAUCGGGCAUUGUCAUAUCGACACCGCGUGGUUGUGGCCGUACAGGGUCACGCAGCAGAAGGUGGCGCGGUCCUGGGCGACGCAGGUCGAUCUUAUGGAUCGCUACCCCGAGCACCGGUUCGCGUGCAGCCAGGCGCAGCAGUACAAGUGGCUCGAGCAGCUGUACCCGCCCCUCUUCGAGAAAGUGAAAGAAAAGGUGCUCGACGGGCGCUUCCACCCGAUCGGCGGGUCCUGGGUCGAGAACGACGCGAACAUGCCGAGCGGGGAGGCGCUCGUGCGGCAGUUUGUGUUCGGGCAACGCUACUUCGAAUCCCGCUUCGGCGCGCGCUGCCGCACGGCCUGGCUCCCCGACACCUUCGGCCUCUCCGGCGCGCUCCCGCAGCUCAUCCGCGCCGCGGGCAUGGACUAUUUCUUCACGCAGAAGCUGAGCUGGAAUAAUAUCAACACGUUCCCGCACUCGACGUUCAACUGGGUCGGGAUCGACGGUACACAGGUGUUGUGCCAUAUGACGCCCGUCGACACGUACACGGCCCAGGCGACCGUCGGCGAUAUCACUAAGGGCAUCAACAACCACAAGAACCUCGAGAGCCACGCGGGCGCGCUGCUCGUGUUCGGGAACGGCGAUGGCGGCGGCGGGCCGUUGAGCAAGAUGUUGGAGAACCUCCGCCGCAUCCGUGCGACGUCGAACCACUCACGCGAGAUCCCGCCCGUGAGCAUGGGCGCGUCCGUCGACGACUUUUUCGCGGGCGUGCGCGAGACGAGCAGGGGCGGGCGCACGCUGCCGAAUUGGCAUGGCGAGCUUUAUCUCGAGUUCCACCGCGGCACGUACACCUCGCACGGCUCGAUCAAGAAGGGCAACCGCAAGUCGGAGAUCCUCAUGCGCGACGUCGAGCUGCUCGCGACGGCCGCGAGCGUGCAUAAGCCGGGGGAGUACACGUACCCGUGGGAGAGGAUCAACGAGUGCUGGGAGAAGGUGCUUUUGAACCAGUUCCACGACGUCCUCCCGGGCAGCGCGAUCGGCAUGGUCUACGACGACGCCGAAGCGCUCUACGCCGAAGUCGCCAAAUCCGCACACGACCUCAUCGAGCACGCCUUCCGCAUCCUCCUCCCCAACUCCGUCCCGCUCCUCCCCACCAACGCCGCGCAGCUCACGCGCGGUGCGCAACUGAUCGGGUACAACACUACGCCGUUUGCCAGGGAGGAGGUCGUGGUUGUGCCGCUUGAGGGCAAUGCGAAGGCUCUCGGAGGGAGCGUUGUGGGGGUUAGUAGGGACGGGAGCGAGGGGUAUGCGCUUAUGCGCUCGGACGAGGGCAGCCAGAUCGCGCUGCCCGUAUCCCUCCCGGCCGAAUUCGGCGCCGUGAGCGCGACCAGCACCGGACCCUCUUCAUGCGUCCUGCGCGGCCCCGCCGUCCAGCUCACAAUCAACAACGGCCGCAUCGAAUCGCUGUACGACGUCAAGCUCGGGCGCGAGCUGAUCCGGUACGGCGAGAGCGGCGGGCUGGUCAUUUUCGAGGACCGGCCGAAUUAUUGGGACGCGUGGGACGUCGAGAUUCAUCAUUUGGAGAAGAGGACGGAGUUAAGGUUCGAGGGGGUUAAGGUGGUGAGCGAGGGGGGUGUGCGGGCUGCUGUUGUUGCGGAGGUGAAGUAUGGGAAGAGUAAGAUUUUGGUCACAAUCUCGCUCGACGCGCUCCCUACAACACCCUCGGCCGACUCCCGUCCCUCAUUUAAGUUCGAGGCGAAGGUAGACUGGCACGAGCGGCACGAGUUCCUCAAAUUCGAGUUACCCUUAGACAUCCACGCCGACGUCGCAACCUACGAAACCCAAUUCGGCCACGUCCAGCGGCCCACGCACGGCAACACGACCUGGGACAUGGCCAAGUUCGAAGUGUGCGGCCAUAAAUACGCGGACCUGAGCGAGUUCGGGUACGGCGUCGCGAUUCUGAGCGAGAGCAAGUACGGGUACAGCUGUCGCGGGAACGUGUUGCGGCUGAGUCUGCUGCGGGCGGCGACGGCGCCGGACGCCGAACAAGACCAAGGAGAACACGAGUUUAGCUGGGCGGUGUUGCCGCAUGUGGGACACUUUUUGGAGAGCGAUGUGCCGCGGGCGGCGUAUGUGUUCAACUCGCCGAUGCAUAUGCGCUUCAUCCCCGAACAGCCCUCUUCUGCUUCGACAUCUAUCGACGCGGACAAGCCCGGACACGCACAUAGGCGGCCGAUCGAGGUGCGCGGCGCGAAGAACGUCGUGCUCGAGACUAUCAAGCGCGGAGAUCUGGACGAGGAGAAGAACGUGAAGACGGUCGUGCUGAGGCUGUACGAAGCGUAUGGGGGGCACGCGCGGGCGGACGUUCUCAUUCGCGGGCUUGAUGUGAAGAGCGCGCAUCUUACCAAUUUGCUGGAGGAUCUCGAUCAGAGCGCCGAGGGCGUGGAGUUGCUUAGGGCCGAAACGGAUGGGGAGACGAGGUUGAGGCUGGGCUUCCAUGGGUUCGAGGUUAAGACUGUCGUGCUCGUGCUCGGCGGCGGCGGCGACAACGUGGACGGGAAUGAAGAUGAAGAUAAGGAUGAAGAGAAGAAGAUCAAGAACAAGGUUCACGGGAAGAAGGAUAGCUGGGUCGAUGUGGCGGACGUUCAAACUCAAGUUGCGGUGUAA
Molecule: messenger RNA, 3516 nt
Organism: Peniophora sp. CBMAI 1063
Lineage: Eukaryota; Fungi; Basidiomycota; Agaricomycetes; Russulales; Peniophoraceae
Source: the annotation of a GenBank genome assembly